UCAAAUUCUAACCGCAAAAUCCGAAACCACCGAUAACCUUGAGGGCUGCAACGAUAUGAACAUUAGUUUCAUGUCCGCGGUAUUAUGUGGGUUUCGACGCGCGUGCUUAAUUGCAAACUAUUCAACAAUAUCUAAGACUUUUGUAGCAUCAACAAAAUGUUUAGUCACCCCAUUUAAAACAUUUUCACUACCGAUUCCCUGCAGAUUCUAUGGGCAUGGUGUACCAUUAACCAAAACAAUGAUCGAAGAUCGAGUGAUGCUCGUGUUAAGACUCUACGAUAAAAUCGAUCCGUACAAAAUAACACUAAAUUCUAGAUUCAAUGAAGACUUUGGAAUAGACAGUUUAGAUCAUGUAGAGCUUGUCAUGGCAAUAGAAGAAGAGUUCGGUAUUGAAAUUCCCGAUAUGGAUUCUCAACGUUUUUUCUCGCCUCAAGAUAUCAUCCAGUAUCUAUGUGAUCGGCACGAUAUCUAUGAUUAGUGGUGAUAGUUCCAAACACUUGUUUGAUGUAAUUAGUAUCAGUAUUCAAAAUAAACCUUGAUGCACACAUAGUUUUUCUGUUUGUUUUUUGCUUAUGUUUUAAUUCGCAAACUCUUGGUUUAGGUGUUCUGAUUGACGGUGAUGUCUUCGCAAUCUGAAGAUGACGAGUUGACAUUCGAUAUCGAUGAAGUGAUGGCUGCCAAACGUAAUAAUCCUGGUAUGUUUGUCAGUGCUUGGCAGGCAGAUGAAAAUGAUAUUAAUCUGUGGACAAAUGAUCAAAUAAAAGGUGAUCCAAAGAAACAAUUUAUUGUCGCAGCAGAAAACAAUGAUCUAUCUACUAUCCAUCGCCUUAUUGAGUCAGCUAAGCAAAAAGAUGUUGAAGGGGUGGUGGAGUUAAAAGAAUUGUUAUCAGCUAAAGAUCAAGAUGGUUAUACGGCAUUGCAUCGUGCAGCAUAUGGAGGACAUGUAGAAGUUUUACAGUAUCUAAUGAAAUACGGAGCAAACAUAAACAAUAGAACAGAAGAUGGAUGGACACCAUUACACAGUGCCGCAUUCUGGAAUAAAUUAUCUUGUGUUCAAUUACUUAUUGCAGCUGGUGCAGAUUUAAGUGCUCUUACAAAUAGUGGACAAACCGCUUUACAUUUAGCUGUUUCAAACAACCAAGGACCCGAGACAUUAUAUUUAUUAAUGGCUCAACCUGGUGCACCAGUUUAUGGCGUACGCAAUAAAUUAGGCGAUGAAGUCGCUGAUAUUAUCAAAAGAAAUACACCUUAUGGGGAUGUUUGUUAUGCAUUCAGUGAACCAGUAACUAAUUUGUUGUGAAAAAUAUAAAUGAUCCACUUUUUUCCCUAUAUUUUGUAGUGACUUUUGUAUAACCUUGUCUUUGGGGUUUUCGACCGGUUGUUUUUUAGAUUAAGUUGACUUAUAUAUAAAAAGAUAAGUAGCUCAUGUAUAUACUUCUGGUAUUUUCGUAAUGUCAUUCAAUUCAGACAGAGCAGUUCUGUUACAUUAGGCGUAUCUUAUUCGCAUGUCACUGUAAGCCCAACCACGUAGUUAUUUCCUCACACUUCAACUAAAGACCGAUUAUGAGCACCGUUUAAGGUUGAGAAAAUACAUUCUAUCAAAUACAGAGUGUAAAAAUGAUGAAUCAGAUAUUUAUUGUCCUGCAACACCAACCAAUCACCAUUUACCUUCGCCAACGCAUCAAGUGUUGUAAUCUUUAAGGCCCUGGUACGGCUGAGAGUGGGGAGAGUCCGCUCUCCCUCUCGAAAUGCUGUCACAUGGCCACGCGUAUAUAGCCUCUACUAGGGAAGUCCUACUCACUGCCUUCUCGUGGUGGGGGUGUCGUUUACGAAAUUGAGAGGACGAAAAGCGAAUGUCCGGCGCUUUAACC
This is a messenger RNA of Schistosoma haematobium, 1871 nucleotides long. RefSeq lists its product as uncharacterized. The record is from RefSeq and is a predicted model, not a curated record. The transcript has 7 exons. Lineage: Eukaryota; Metazoa; Platyhelminthes; Trematoda; Strigeidida; Schistosomatidae. Bases 620 to 1300 code for a protein of 226 amino acids. Gene Ontology annotation, molecular function: protein binding.